Messenger RNA from Alligator sinensis (Chinese alligator), 1126 nucleotides. Its product is annotated as asialoglycoprotein receptor 1-like. Gene Ontology annotation, cellular component: plasma membrane. The transcript has 4 exons. Gene Ontology annotation, molecular function: transmembrane signaling receptor activity. The record is from RefSeq and is a predicted model, not a curated record. NCBI's taxonomy places the organism in Eukaryota, Metazoa, Chordata, Crocodylia, Alligatoridae. Bases 398 to 1126 code for a protein of 242 amino acids.
GCCUGCCUGGCCCUGCUGGCCACCACCAUCGCCCUGGGGGUCUGCUGUGAGUAGGGCCGCACUGGGCUGGGAGGGAGCUCAGAGGGGGGAAGAUGGGCAGCGUUGGGGGCAGAGUGGGGGACAAAGGGGCGGCCUGGGCAAAGAAAUAUUACCCCCUCCCACCAUAGGGGCAGGGCAGCUCAGUGGAUGGGGACAGUUUCCUGAGUGGUUGUGACUCUGGAGACGUCCCCUUGGGUGACCUGCAUGGAGGGGAGGUUUGUCUGGGGAGACCCAGCACUAGGGGCAGCACCCAUGGGAGGGGCAGUGCAGAGGGGUCCUGGCUUGUGUCCUGGAUCCGGGCUGGCCUCAGAGCCCAGCUGCCUGCAGGUGCUUGCCCAGCUCCCACCAGCUUGUGCCCAUGCUCGUGCCCUGGUGCUGCUUUGGGAGACUCCCGCCGGCUACACUGUCUCUAUGGCCCCAGGGUUUGGGUGGUAGUGUGAGCACAGUGGGGUCCUGCCCCUGCAGAGGUGGCAGCACUCAGCUGGGGGUGCCAGGCCUUGCUCCUGGUGCUGAUGGCCCCAUGCCUGCAGACUGGCAGCAGGAGCAGCGGCUGCAGCAGGUGGAUAUGGUGCUGGUGCAGGCUCAAGCAGGACUUGCACAGACCCAAGCAGAACUUGUGCACAUGCAAGAGCAAGCCCGGGACCUCCAGGAGCAGCUAAGCACAUCUGAGAGUGCCCGGGCCAGCGCACAGCCCUGCCACUUCACAGACUGCUGCCCGGAGACCUGGGUGCUGCACCGUGGGAAGUGCCUGUUCCUCUCCAAGGAGAAGAAGACCUGGUUGGAAAGCAAACAGGCGUGUGAACAAGAGUCCUCCUGGCUCCUUGUCCCCUCGGACUGGGACCACACAACCAUGCCGAGCUUUCUUGCCCACAUGGACACCCUGUAUUGGAUUGGACUCCAGUGGAGAUGGGACUUGAAGACCCAAUCAGAUCACUGGCAGUGGUUAGACGGCUCCCCAUACAAAUGGCAUGGGAGUGCAAAAGCUCAUGGUUAUUUUGGCACAAUAAAAGGGGGCAGAAUAGAGAGAGGAGGCCAUGCGGCUGACAAACACCGCUGGAUCUGCGAGAAGCCAGCUGUCUGCCCCUAG